Sphaerulina musiva SO2202 is the source of this 3666-nucleotide messenger RNA. Its product is annotated as Voltage_CLC-domain-containing protein. The record is from RefSeq and is a predicted model, not a curated record. Bases 405 to 3323 code for a protein of 972 amino acids. Gene Ontology annotation, biological process: transmembrane transport; chloride transport. The transcript has 2 exons. Lineage: Eukaryota; Fungi; Ascomycota; Dothideomycetes; Mycosphaerellales; Mycosphaerellaceae. Gene Ontology annotation, molecular function: voltage-gated chloride channel activity. Gene Ontology annotation, cellular component: early endosome; membrane; Golgi apparatus.
GCCCGGGAGCAGACAAAGAUUGACAAGAGAGAGUGUGUGUGUGCCACCAGGUGCCUGUAUCUUGCGGUUGAUGACGAAGCUUCGGGGAUACCACGGGACAUGAACAGUCCUGGAUCACAUUGUCAGCGCCCCCUCGUCCUGGUCACCGUCUAGCUAACUACCUAGGACUUUAGGAGUAGGAGAGCACGCAAGCAAGCAGCAUGCAUGUCUGGCACGCCAUGCCAUGCUUUAAUUGACACACCCAUAACAUAACAUCAACCUGGAACUUCCCACCUCAACAGUACAUCUAUAACCACGCGCGCACUUAUUGAUCGGUAGAGACGUGAGCGAAAGAAAAUAAACCGGCCACUGGACGACAGUACGAUGAGAGCUCGGUCGACCGAGGGGCAGCUCAGGUUAUCAGUAUGCCUAAAUCGGUGCAAUCCGUCGCCUCCCACGUUUCGAGCAGCUUCGCCGACGACGACGACGACGAUGAGGACUACGAGAUAGACGAACAUCAAGCAGAGGCCAUUCGAAAUGCCUACCGAAACGCCUUUGCGAGCCAAACCCAAAACCACACCACCGCCACCGAACCGCGGGACAGCCCCAUCACCCGCCGCCUCGCAUCCCAACAACCCUCGGACAACGACCUUGCCGCACGCGGCCGUCCUCACCGAAGUCUGCAAUUUCCCGCCGACGAGAGCACAGGUCUUCUGUCCGCUUCACAAACCACGCAAUCACACCACAACUAUAGAACAACUGCCGGCACGCCUGCAACGCCCCGCUAUGGCUUCGCUCGAGCCCAAAGCCAUGUCAACUCUGUUCGUGGCAGUCGACGAGGCUCUUUUGCUCGAGGUCUGAUGAAAACGUUCAAUCCGAAUGGCACCUCUCCUGCAGACCACACCAGCCCUACGAGCUCCAGACUCCGCCAGAAGUUGUACUGGGAUGACCGAGUGUGGUAUGAUCAGUUCACCUCGACCGACUGGGUACACGACAGCAUCGCAGAUGCAUAUCGGGUGAAAGAGCUACGCAGUCGGAAAGAUUUCCGUGGAAGAGUAGGAGCUUUCUUCGAUGGCGCUCAAGGCUGGCUGUUGGUCUUCUUGAUAGGAUGUGUGACCGCUGGGUUCGCAUACUUGAUCGAUGUGACUGAAGCCACUAUAUAUGAUUACAAGUCGGGAUACUGUGCAACGCACUGGUGGUAUAGUAAGAGAAUGUGCUGUAAUGGUGCUUCCUCCUGCCGCGCCUGGCAAAGAUGGUCAGGCCUUGCUGGUACUGACGACGGGGAACAACGCGUGUGGGCUGAUUAUGGCGCUUUUGUCUGCUGGUGUGUCGGUCUUGCUGUAUUGGCGUGUGCGAUUACAUUACAGACCAAGACUACCGUCUCCAGUGCGAUUAGCUUGAGUACGCUGGAUGAGGACCUGGCGGCGGAUCAUCAUGAUCCUGCAAAAUGUGGAGCAGAGGGAGGGCUGAAGAGUGGCUAUGUCAGUCCAACACAGAGGUUUGAAGAGGCGGCGAGACGACCUCCUGUCACAUACUAUCCUGCUGCUGGGAGCGGUGUGGCGGAGGUCAGAGUCAUUCUUUCGGGAUUCGUGUUACACGGAUACUUGGGAGUGCGCACUCUUCUCUGCAAAACCGUUGCCCUGGUUCUCAGUGUGGGCUCUGGAAUGUCCGUUGGAAAGGAGGGCCCUUAUGUGCAUAUUGCUACAAGUAUUGGCAACAUCAUGACUCGCUUCUCCAGCAAGUAUCGCAACAAUGACGCCAAACGUCGAGAAAUUCUAUCGGCAUCUGCAGCAGCUGGUGUUGCUGUCGCGUUCGGAGCACCCAUCGGCGGAGUUCUAUUCAGUCUGGAAGAGGUCAGCUAUUACUUUCCACCAAAGACGCUUUUCCGUACCUUCUUCUGCUGCAUUGCCGCUGCUCUAUCACUGAAAGCACUCAAUCCAUAUGGCACAAACAAGAUUGUGCUCUUCGAAGUCAGAUACCUCUCAGAUUGGAACUUCUUCGAGAUCAUCAUCUUCGCGUGUCUGGGUGUGUUGGGUGGCGUGAUGGGAGCACUGUUCAUCAAGGCGUCGAGACUCUGGGCCAAGACGUUCCGGAAACUCUCUUUCGUGAAGAAGUAUCCUAUGCUUGAAGUCUUCAUUGUUGCACUGGUUACUGGUCUGGUUAGCUUCGACAACCGCUACCUGCGGCUGCCCGUGGCUGAGUUGCUCUACGAACUGGCUGCGCCCUGCAGUAGCUUCUCAAGCUCUGGCACGACUCUGUGUCCAACAAAGGAAGGGAUACCGUCAAUCAUAAAGUAUUUGCUGGUUGCGUUCGUCAUCAAGGCAAUUUUGACGACUGUGACCUUUGGCACCAAGGUACCUGCUGGUAUCUAUGUGCCCUCCAUGGUGGUUGGUGGCCUGCUCGGACGCAUCGUUGGGCAUACCGUUCAAUUUCUCGUCCUAAACUAUCCGGCUCUGGCCUCCUUUGCGGGUUGCGAGGAUAACGGCAACCCGGAAAGCUGCGUCGUUCCUGGUGUGUACGCACUAGUUGCAGCAGGAGCAACGAUGUGCGGUGUCACUCGACUAUCAGUGACACUCGCUGUCAUAUUGUUUGAGCUCACUGGCAGCCUGGAGCAUGUUCUGCCUUUCUCGCUGGGUGUGCUGAUAGCCAAAUGGACCGCUGACGCCCUCGAACCACUGAGCAUUUACGACUUACUAACAGACAUGAAUGCCUAUCCCUACCUGGAUCACAAAGUCCGCCCCAUCUUUAGCACGGACCUCGGCGACAUCACAUCAGAGCCAAUGCCAAACCGCUACAUCGACAUAUCCACCUCACCGUUCGUACCAGCAAAGCAGCUCCGCUCCAAGCUCGAGUACCUCCACAUGGCAGGCGAACUAGACGGAGGUCUCCCUAUCCUCAAAGAUGGCAUCCUAGCAGGCCUCAUUCCCGGUCCUGACCUUGAAUUUGCCCUCGACAGGAUUCCCGAUGAAGAAGAAGCCGUGUGCCGAAUGGAUGCGCACGACCAAGCUGUCCAUCACACCGAACACGCCCGGCCUUCCACUGCAGAUGAACACGAACACGACAUUUCUGAAGACGAAGAGGAGGCACAGUCAGCUCGUCUCCAUCACGAUACCGACGAUCCCACCGACUUGACACCUUACAUUGAUCCUUCCCCGGUGGCAUUGGAUAUCACCAGCCCCAUGGACCUGGUCUUUGAAUGCUUCGCCAAGUUGGGAUUGAGGUAUAUCUGUGUUUUGCAUGAGGGGAAGUAUGCGGGCAUGGUGCACAAGAAGGCGUUUGUGAGAUAUGUGAAACACGUGCAGGACGAUUAUCGAUACGGUAGGCUGGGAGAAGGACAUAUGUGAUGCGCAUAUGCCGCGAGAGAAGAUGCAAUUCCAAGGAGAUUUGGAGAUGGGACCCAGGAAGGCGCUGCAUCUGCUUACAUGUUGUGCGUUCGAGCGACAUCUCGCUGCCUGAAGAAAGAGAAGAAAGAGAAGAAAGAGAGCAAGACAGAAAAGGCGCGAGCUUUCUGGUAGUUGGUAGCAUUCUGCGACAGUACAUGUACCUUGGUGAACAGAAGACGCGAAUGGACACGUCCGACAGCACCGAGUUGGUAUUUACAUGUACAGUAAGGUAGUAGGUACUAGGUAGUACUUAUUAGGGGUAAUUGUGUCAAAUUGACAGGGACUGAUUAGGGCUAUCGGAUCG